Molecule: messenger RNA, 600 nt
Organism: Mucor velutinosus
Lineage: Eukaryota; Fungi; Mucoromycota; Mucoromycetes; Mucorales; Mucoraceae
Exons: 2
Coding region: 1-600 (199 amino acids)
Source: RefSeq, a predicted model, not a curated record
AUGCCGUUAGCCAGUCAAUCUUCAAUCUUUGGCAUUGCCAUCACACUACUGUUGUUAUUCUCAGUAUGUUCCUCAGCAAGUGUAGCCAACAUCAUUGAUCACAACAACAAUUCAUCUCAACAAUUUGUUACAAGACAGAACAGUGAUUACGCAAACAUUACAGCUUAUCCUCAUAACAUCAGGGGCAUGGAUUUCGGUACAUCAUGCUCUCGAUCAGGGAGCAACAUGACUCAAUGUGAUUUUUACUUUAAUCCUAACAAGCUCGCCUACUGGGAACAACCAACAUUGUGUGUUAUUUACGGUUACAUCAGACCAAUACGAGAUGCAGAGGUUUGUAUAAUGCAAGUUCCGGAAAACCCUUGCUUGAUGGAGAACAUGGGUUGGCUUCAGCAAUGUUCCAGAGAGAUUUACUUUGCAGGCACAUUUCUAUUGAACCACACUCGGGCCUUUCAAGGCAAUACCAAGAUGAAGUCUGUCAACAUACCAACCAAGGAUCUGAUCGAUCCUCGACAGAUCGUGUUUGAAUCGUAUGGCCAUCUGUUCACUGGAGUGUUCAAGUCAGCUCCCACAUCCAACGGCAACAUCUCAAUGCUGCAUUAA